UGCAUGCACAUAAAUUAAGUUUGAAGAGAAGUGUAUGAUGGCACCACCCUUAUCAAUUUAAAGCCUUACUAGAUCAAGAGACAAGAGUAUCAAGAAGAACUAGCAGUAACACAAGUUCAGGUUGAGUAGUUGAAACGUGGAAGAAAGGAUAAGGAAAUUAAAAGCUUGGCGUUGAAACAAGCAAAGUCAAACCAAAACGCAAAGAUAUCAACCUCAUUAAACAAAGCAGUUAAACCAACUCGUGUCCCUUUUUUAGUUGAACAAAUUGGCAUUUACCUACUUCGAUGAAGGAACCACUUCAACUUCCACAUAGGAUAUAUUAUCCCACUUCAACAACCUGCGAAGAAAGUAAACUCUUCCCUUAGUAUAUAUAACUCCUCAAGUUAUAAUGGCCAAUGGUAUGGGUUUUAAAUAUAUCUGAUAAAGCAUGGCAGAGAAGAUAUCUUGGUGCUGUGUUCUGUUUAUGGCACUAAUUUUAGUGUUGAGCUGCUGCGAGUCAAGCACAAACGAGUUCAGGGUUCAGAUGCUGAUGCAGAGGAAUAUCAACAACAACAACAACAAGAAGGCGUGUGAUGAGAUAUACGUGGUUCGUGAGGGAGAGACUCUGCAAACAAUUAGUGAAAAGUGUGGGGAUCCAUAUAUUGUAGAAGAGAAUCCACAUAUUCAGGACCCUGAUGAUGUUUUCCCUGGCCUCGUUAUCAAGAUUAAUCCUUUCACGAACAGAUAGAAAGUCUUUAUAUUUUAUGGUCUUGUAGAAGAAGAUUACAAAUGGAAGAGGUACGGUUCUUCGACUUUACGUAAAGAAAACUAGAAAAGUCUCUCAUAUGUGCUCGGUUUAUGGCAAUUAAGAACAAAUAUGUCGUCUGUUAGACUGGAAGCAUCAAGGGUGGUACUGCAUCAUCAAACUCCUUGGUUGGUAGGGAAGGGUGGUGAUUUUUCGUAUUCCUUUUUUACAUCAUUUUACUUCAUGAGGAAGAUUAAAAAAGAAAAAAGAAUGUAAUGUGGAUGUAAAACGUGUGGAACGAAAAAAUCAAAGCUUUUAGUUGUAAGUAUAAAAUAAGGGUAAUUGUAAAGAUACAUGAUAGGUCAUUUGAUCUCUUUUUAUAUGACUUUAUAAUAUUUUUUUGUUUUUUUAA
This is a messenger RNA of Glycine soja, 1136 nucleotides long. RefSeq lists its product as uncharacterized. The record is from RefSeq and is a predicted model, not a curated record. The transcript has a single exon. The coding region runs from base 428 to 727 and encodes 99 amino acids. Lineage: Eukaryota; Viridiplantae; Streptophyta; Magnoliopsida; Fabales; Fabaceae.